Messenger RNA from Closterium sp. Naga37s-1, 2163 nucleotides. The record is from the annotation of a GenBank genome assembly. Lineage: Eukaryota; Viridiplantae; Streptophyta; Zygnematophyceae; Desmidiales; Closteriaceae.
AUGAUAGCCAAACUGGCAACCGGUUUUACGCCCGGGCCGGACGACACGAUAAUCGACGUGGAGACGGUGAACCCGCAGUGGGGCGACGUGGUGGGCGAGUGGCACGCGGUGCUGCUGGAGACCACGUCGCACUGGCGCGUGGUGCCCGACGCGCCGCGCCUCAUCUUCACCAACGACGACUCGCAGACGCUCAACGGCGUCGACCCCUACAUGGCGCACGCGCGCGCGCUGAAGACGAUCGCCAACUUCUUUGAGGCGCGGCGCAAGGCGGGGAAGGCGUUCCCCGUGCCCUUCUUCAUGACCGCGCCCCCGCAGCACUCCGCCAAGAAGAUUGGUGGCAGCGGCGUGUGCGGGUCGCCGGGGCGCGUGCUGAACCAGCAGGAGAUCGAGAAGAUGCUGCGCACCAACGUGCAGCUCUCGCGCUAUUGGCCCAUGCAGCGCGCCGCGUUCCCCGAGGGGUCGGCGGUGCGGCGGUUUGACAUCACGCUCCCGGUGAAGUACCUGGACUGUCUGCACUGGUGCCAGCCGGGCGUGCCGGACAUCUGGUCUCUUCUGCGCGGAGUCAUGCUUCCGCCCUUUUCAUCGUCCUCCCCGCGCGCGCUGAAUGGGGAGCGCCUGCGCUGCGCCAACAGCUGCGGGGUGUCCCUACUCGCCGCGCGACCCACUUCGCGCAUGCCUGCGCGUGCCGGCCCGGUUUCCGCUGCAGGUCGCGCGUCCAACCGCGUGCGCGCAACGGUUGGAGAGGGCAGUGAAAGGGGGGGGCGUUUGGAAGGGCGGAAACUGACGCGCGCGGAGGGGCGCAGGGCGGAAGGCUUCGACGCGGAGGAGCGCCGCAGGGAGGCGGGAAGGUGGGGGUCCAGAACAAAGCCGCAGCGGCAGGGGGAAUGGCGGAGAACGGAGGAGGGGGGAAAGGCGGGAAGUAAGGGCUCGCGACAGCGCUUUGUUGGGUACGCUGAUGACGUGGCAGCCGAGGAUAGGCUGCGGCAGGAGGCAGGCGGCGCCGUUGAUUGGCUGACGCGACCUUCCAAUGGCGAUGCGGGAGGGCAUUCGGCGCGCAGCGGGGAGUGGGACACGGGGAAGGGACGAGGGGACGGGCCGGCGGAUUGGGAGAGCGGAUGGGAUGGGGACGGCGAGGAGCAGGGCGCUCGGGGGGAACGCGGAGGCUGGGGAGAGGAGAGCGGCGGAGCAGGAAGGGGGAGGGCGCGGGGCGUGCAGGGGUGGAUGGGGGACGGUAACGUGGAGCGUGUGAGACGGUUUGGGGCAGAGCGAGGCCAAGGGGAUGAAGGGUGGAGAGUGGUGGAGUACGGUGAAACGUGGCGUAGGGGAGACGGAGAUGGGUGGGGGAGCACUGAUGGGAGCAUGGAUACUGGGAUGGUUGGUGGGGACAGGAGCACGAGAUUACAGCAGCAGAACCGUGAGCAGCAGCAGCAGCAGAAGCAGCGGCAGCAGCAGCGAGUACCAAAGCAACUGCCACAAUCAUCCCCGCCACAGCAGCAGCUGCAGCUGCAGCCCCUCUCCUCUCAAUCCUCCCCCCUCGCACCCAUCCCCUCAUCCUCUCCCCCUGCCCCUCUCCGCGAGUCCUCCCCCUCCCCCGCCUCCUCCCCACGCCCCCUUCCCUCGGUGCUCCCCCUGCCCCCCUCGGCGCUGGACUCUCUCCUCCCCUUUGCUGGCUCCGGUUCCCAGGUGGUAGCCUUCAUGGGUUCCCCGCUAGACUGGCUGCAGCGAUUCGUGCUCUCCAUGGGCGGCGCAGUGCUGUGUUACAACGUCAACGUCUUCGCCACCAUCGCUGCCGCCAUGUACUUCCUCUGGUGGCCGCUCUGGCACGCUGCUGCCUGCAACUCUGCCCUCCGGAUCCGAUACAAGUAUGCAGGCGUGUGGCAGGCGCGCCUCCUGGACGUGCAGGUGGAGCAGCGGGGGCCGCUCGCCAGGUGGCGGCUGCUGAUUGGCGAUGACAGCGGCACGUGCAUAGAGAUGCUAGUGCCCAUCCCCUCACCGCCUCCCCCUCUGCGUCGCAGCGACCGCGUGGUGCUGCUCGUGCUCUCCGACAGCCCCUCCUUGAUCCGCUUCCGUGCCGUCAGGGAGGCGUGGGUGCCGCGCCUCAAGUGCUGGCUGGCGGAGGAGGGGGAAGAACGUGUGGAGCGGCGGAUGCUGGAGGGCCUCUGA